Ectocarpus sp. CCAP 1310/34 is the source of this 3739-nucleotide messenger RNA. The record is from the annotation of a GenBank genome assembly. Lineage: Eukaryota; Phaeophyceae; Ectocarpales; Ectocarpaceae.
UUGAGCGUAGGAGCGGGCGGAAGGCCGUGCGCCAGAUGUUCGAGAGCAUCGCGAGCGCUGAUGGGAGCCAAGCGCGGGUGGUCAGCAGCGAGGGGGGCUUUGGAGACGGGCGCCAACGACUACUGUGUCUCUUCCCGGUCAACGCUCGGAACGAGGUUAUGGCAUCCCUGGCCCUACGGGCGCGCCUGGCGAACACGUUCGAUGGUCCGAGCACGCCCGACAACCAGGAUAGGCGAGGCUUCGCACGGCGUUUGUACAUGCUUUGCAAGUGCGCGGUGAAGGCGAUUUUUCUUGGUAGACACUUGACAGCGGCGGACAUCAAAGGUGCUCAGUGGGCGAAGUCGAAGGGGACCUGCCGGCAGGUUAUCGACUUUGUAGCAGGGCACGGCUUGUGGGCUACGACUUCACAAGUGCAGCAUCGAGAGGACUAUCAUGCGAAGGUCGUUGAGGACAAGGACAUUCUCCCCAAGGGGGCCCAAUGCGCGGAGAUUGCAAGCGACAACUCCGAUCACGACCCGCGGGUCGGUGAGCGCCAGGGGGAAGGACCGCAUAUUUCGUUCAUAGCCGCAACAGCUGUGACGGUGGGGGACGAUGUGGGUAGGAUGCAAGACGCCGCUUCGCUCAGGAGACGCAGAUCUCUUACGGUGGAUCAGAUUACAAAGGGGCUGGACCAAGAGCAGGGAGACCGGCGCCCUUGGACAUGCGUCGAAUCUGAACUCCGCAAGCGAGGAUCUACGAGGAGGUAUACCGACAACAAGGCUGCAAUCGACCGUAUCCUGGAAAUGUGGCGUUAUACCUCAGCCGGUGAGGAGGGUGCCCCGUGCAUCAUCGCCGGGGACGAGGAGACCUACAGGUUCCUGUAUCAUAUCAUGAAGCAAAACCCAGAGGAGUACCGCCAAGCUCUUCUGAGGCGAUAUUGGGGGGCUGGGGUGGAGCAUGUGGCCGAAGAAUUGGGCACGGACAACAAGAAGUCGAUGGACGGGAAUAACUACCGUCGAGCACACAACCACCUAAGCGCGAUGUGGGAGGCGUUUUGGGCUGUGUGCCAGGAGAAAUACGCCGAACACUUGGCCGAACAGGGGCUCGCACCGCCGGAGGAUCCCGACGACUUCGCCAACCGAGUGGUUGGGUGGAUUGAAGCGCGGGCGGAGGUUCACAAGGCGUUCGCCUUAUGGAAGCAAUUCCUGCUUGACGACUAUCCCGCUUACAUCGCUUUCCGCACUGCCCUGCGAACGGACCACCUUGCUGAGAUGGCGAUUUUGCCGGAGUCAGAUCGAAAGGUUAUCGCUGAGCUGUUUUCCGUAGCGCUCGGUCCCGACGUUUUCGCGCGAAUUGGGCUAGACGAGAGGCAGGAGGUUGCUAAUCGGUUUUACAAGACGAUGACCAAGAGAAUCGUUUCGAGCUUCAUAGAAAAGCUGGCGCCGAUUGCUCAACUGCGUGAGGAGGCCCUGAUCCAGUUCGAGCGAGAGUACAUCGAGCAGGCACAAACGGCCCGGGACAGGAGCCGGGAGGUGGCGUCAAAACGUGGGCCGGCGGUCAAGAAAGCUCGUGAGGUGUUGCUCAAGAGCCCAGCAUUUCAAGGUGAUGAAGGUGUGGGAAAAAUCAUGUCGUUGGACGGCAGGGUGGUCACUCAAAAAGAAGAGGAGGAGCUUGUCAGCGCGCCGACGAAGGCAGUGGAGAAGUUUCAGGAGGUCGUCGCACACUGCGUUUUGAGGGACCCGAAAAAGAAGGGGACGACCAAGAAGAACGUUUUCUCAAUCCCGCCCAAGAACACAACGAACCAGUCUACGAAGAGCCAAGGGAGGAAGUCGGGUUUGAAGGAUAACAUAGCCAACGCCUUCGCUGGGGGGCGUGAGUUCAAGGCACUGUUUUUGAACACUAUGGAUGCUGCCGACGAACACGGGUCGGUCACGCCGGAGCUUUUGGCUGAACUGGUGUCUCAAGUGGGAGCUCCCCGGCCAUACAGCAUGCUAAAUUCCAAAGGAGGCGCGAAGCACGCCAACAAAGCCCAAGGCCCAAACAGGUGUGAGGCAAUCAAACUUGGAGGAGGGAACGGUGGGGGUGAUCCGCUACUUCGAACAAGAGUUGCGCUGAUGGACACCGACCUACUUGUCGUGUGCUACGAUCGCGGGGAACUUGUACCCGUUAUCAAAGGGCAAGAACAGCUGGCGCGGACCGAGCAAGUGGGGGGGUGUACGCGGGACUUCGAUCCGUCGUCAACGGAAUCGGUUCCUUCGUCACAGUUUCAGCCAUGGCUCCGAGCCAAUUCCAACGAGGCGCGGGAUGGUAUCGCCGCGAAUCUCGCCAUGAACGUGCUGGCGGAUGAAAAGUGGGACGGAGACCAAAAGCCAACUGGGACCGCUGCAUUUGACGGUGUUGGACGUGAGGUUGGACUGAGAGAUGUGCGACAGUACAAUGAGAUGUCUGAGGCUUUCGGCGCCGACGGCGAAGCGGAUGAGGGGGGGUGGUAUGGCUCGGGGCCGGAACAUCUCCUGCACUUCCGAAACCGGUCUACUUCAGGUACGGUUGUCCAGCGAAAGCGUGGACCGCACGUUGGCGAGGCUGAGCUUCCUGUCGCUCAUUUUAUCGUGUGGGCGGAGACGUACUGGGGAAAGAAGUUGGACAAGUGGCUCGUCACAUCAGUCGACACGGACUUGUGGAUUAUCAUCCUCUUGGCAAUGAGCACCGGCAAAAUCCCGCCUAAUGGUAUCGAUAAGGUGGACAUUACCGUGCAGAGGAUUGUUGGGGGAGCUGCGAAGUUCCUAUGGGUCAACCGAGUGUACAACAAAAUCGCCGACCUCAAGGACGGGAGCGAAUCUGCGUGGCCGGCGGCAGACUUCCAAGGCUGGAUUCCCACCGCUGACGAGAAGGUCCGCCUUUUCGUUCUGACCUACCUUCUGGCGGGCAGCGACUUCCUCCCUGCCAUUUCCGGCCUGCCGUUUUACAAAAUGUGGAUACUUGCUCUGAAAAGCGUGCGGGCUGGUGGCGUGUUCAACCGUUCCCUAUUCGUGAUGGAGGAUGGGGUGUGGACGGUGGACAUAGAGCAGAGCAUCAAGCUUCUCGCGACCAUUUUCUACUUCAGGUACGAGGCAGCAUUUGCCGGGAUUGCGACCACUCCAGGCGAUCUGCUGCGCAACGUGAAUGACAGCGUCAGGAACUACGUGGACCUCAUCCGAGUGGCCAUCGUGAAGCUUGGCAAGAAGAGGACGGCAGACACCUGCCCGACUUAUAGGUCGAUGCGCGAGCAAUGCAUGAGGAUGAAGUCUGUCGACGGGUAAUGGCAAGAUGGAUUCAAAGACCACAUGCCGGAACGAGAAUUCAACGGAAAGGGUUGGGGUAUUAACCCCAAGGCGAAGGGCAGCAACGCGUCAGCACUCACAGGAGAGAAUUGCGUUAUGUGGAUGUCGGAGCAUUCUUACAUCGGUCCCGAUGGGAAGAUGGUCACGAUGACGUGCGGUUGCCACCCGGUGAAGGCCUUAAAGCAUAACUGUAAGGGGUGCGGGUGCAAAGGGCGCAAGUGCUCCCUCGCUUGCGGCUGCAGGGCCGUUGCCAUUUGGCUCGCAAGCCUGUACCCAGUGCACCGACCGGCCAAGCCAUGUACUCCGGUCCUGCCGGUGCUGCACACUCCGCAGUCGUUGCCAGCGCCAUGACGGCUCUUCUGGCGUCCCGGAACGCUAGAACGGACGAGGAAGAGGAAGACCCGGACGAUCCCGGUUCGGACGAUGACGACACCGGCCGU